Cottoperca gobio is the source of this 2513-nucleotide messenger RNA. It is a transcript of the gene rtn4rl2a, whose product is annotated as reticulon 4 receptor-like 2 a. Bases 78 to 1451 code for a protein of 457 amino acids. NCBI's taxonomy places the organism in Eukaryota, Metazoa, Chordata, Actinopteri, Perciformes, Bovichtidae. Gene Ontology annotation, molecular function: protein binding. The transcript has 4 exons. Gene Ontology annotation, cellular component: plasma membrane. The record is from RefSeq and is a predicted model, not a curated record.
GGGAACCAGGGCAUCAGCAGAGAUAGCAGGCUUUACUUUGCCAUAUUAGGCUAACUCGCUUUACGCUUUGGUUCAGGAUGGACACCUCUUCGAUUUCUCGGAGCCGACGAUGCUCCAUUAUGCGCAACUGCAAAAGUGGUAUUUCCCUCUGGUUGGUGGUGUGGCUGGUCCUCGGCAAGCCAAGUCCGGCCUCGGCGUGCCCGCACCUGUGCGUGUGCUACCCGACGCCCAUGACUGUGAGCUGCCAGGCGCAGAACUUCACCGCCGUCCCGGUCGGAGUGCCCUAUGAGUCGCAGCGCGUAUUCCUCCAGAACAACCGGAUCACGGAGCUUAGAGUUGGCUCUUUUGGCUUCGGGACUCAGGUCCUGUGGCUGUUCUCCAACAACAUUACGUGGAUUGAGGCAGGGGCCUUCAGUGAGCUGAGGGACUUGGAGGAGUUGGACCUGGGGGACAACUCCAACCUCCGCAGGCUGGAGGGGGGAGCCUUCCGCGGCCUCGAGAAGCUCCAGAGCCUCCACAUGCACCGCUGCCGUCUGAGUGCCCUGCCCCAUGACAUCUUCCACAAGCUUUACAGCCUGCAGUUCCUAUACCUGCAGGAGAAUAAUCUCAACACUCUGCAAGACGACAUCUUCUCUGACCUCAUCAACCUGAGCCAGCUUUUCCUGCAUGGCAACCGCAUCCGCACCCUCUCAGAGAACGUGUUCCGCGGGCUGGUCAAUCUCGACCGCCUUCUCCUCCAUGAUAACCGCGUCAGGCAGGUCAACCGCCGCGCCUUUCGCGACCUCGGCCGCCUCACCAUGCUUUUCCUCUUCAAUAACUCCCUGGCUGAGAUGCCCAGCCAGGCCCUGAGGGAUACUCAGGGUAUCGAGUUCCUCCGCCUCAACGCCAACCCCUGGUCCUGCGGCUGCGAGGCCCGCGCCCUGUGGGAGUGGUUCCGCGAGGCCCGCGUCUCUUCAUCUGAGGUUAUCUGUGCCUCCCCUUCCGCCCGCCGCAACCAGGACCUCCGCUUUCUUCGUGAGAUGGACUUCGCCCUCUGCCCCCUGCCCGACCCUGGCUCCAUCGCUGGCUCCACCACCACCACAUUCAGCACCAAAACCCGCUGGUGGUUCCACAAGAACAAGCCUCAGUCGUCCACGAAAGGUCUCUUCGAAAAAUCCUCAGAGAACGUCAAAGCUGGUUUGUACGGUAAAGGCCCGUCCACAACCACCUCAGUAGUCAAGUAUGAGUUGGGGGAGGAAGAGCUGGCGCUGCCCAAGCUCGACGCAGAAGAGUACUGGGCAAACUAUGGCAACGAGGACUCAGGUGUCACCCUGCGAUGCUUCGAGCUCGAAUGUCCGCCUGACUUCGACCUGCCUACAUCUUCUUCCUCUCCUUCAUCACCCUCUUUCCUCACACUACUAGCCCUUUCUGUUUGCAGCCUCUGCUUCAACCUCCACCUACUAUUCGGCUGAUUCUGACUAUUAGCGCCACAACCCUUUCCCCUUCCAGCCUGUUUUAAAGGCUGUGAGGCUGUUAGACUCGACACCCCCUUUGCCCGCUUUGCUGUAAGCCAAUCCUCAAGGCUCAGCCAGGGAGAUAGGGGGACAGUGAGAUUCUGAAUCUACCGCCUACAGGGCUUAACACUUUUUGAAGUGUUCUUGAGUCACGUACAUCUACAAUACUCUACAGGUAUGGCUUUCUGUGUCUCACCUGUAGGGUGUCACGUUGUUAUUCCCUGCAAUCAGGGCUAUGAGGGCUGAGUCCAUCGUUAAUAUCAAUGCGAUUUGAUAGCAUUUGUAAAUGAUGUGAUUAAUUUUGUCACCAAUAAUUGCUAUUAGUGCAUCUACUGAAGUGAAUACUACGAAUACCUAGUAACUGGUUACUACGAAUCAGUGCACAGUAAGACAAUACUGUAACCACUUAAAGUGUUAUGUAAAAAGGUAUAUCUUUUUGUGAUAUCUGAUAUCUGUGGUCCAACUUUCAUAUUCAUCCAGGAGAGAAGUCUAGUGCUUCUACAGAACAGAGCACAGUCAGGCUGAGAGUUCAGUAUGAGACAGAGGAGAGGAGACGAUAUACUGUGAAGCUGGGAAGGAGAGCAAAGAGAGAGAGAACGCAGGGACAUUAACGAAAUAAGGAGUAGCGACAGAAAUGACAGGGCGAGGAAAGGAAGGGGUUAUUCAACGAAACAGGAUUAGAAAGAGGAAGAGAGAAAAGGAGGGAGGAAGGGGGACAGUGUUCGUGCAGCAAUAAGAAAAGAGGCGGUGAGAAGACAAGCAAGGAACUGUGAAAGGACAGUGCUGGCGGUAGAAGCAGCUGCAGGAGAAAAGUAAUAAAUCCACUCAUCAGUUAGUUGUUCCAUCCAUCCAAUUCAUCGCCAUUUUCUACAAACAUGGUGUCGUUCGAGACAACCACGGAGGAAGAAUGCUUCCUGUCAGGAAGCCAGAUAUUUCGCUUUUUGGAUGUCUUUCUGUGACAUAUUGAUAUACUGUGUAAAUAUUGUUGAUUUGGAUGCAGAUGAAGAUCUUGAUAAAAAA